CAGAGGCGUGUUGUUGUUUUCAAAACGACUGAGGUUAUGACUGGCGGGAGCGAUUUUCACAAAAGCUAUAACAACAACAAUAAAGACUCUGAGCCCAGGAUGGAUGUAGACAUGGAUUCCGGUCAUUUGGAAAGUGAGCGGGGUGAGCUGGACAGUAAUAUCCCGGCUGCGUGCUCCUCUAACGGCAGUGGCGGGGAGGAGGACGAGGUGGAGGCCGUUGGCCGUGUUAGAGAAGCCGGGAGCUCAAGUAGCCAGCACACCCCGGAUGGAGGCGGAGUGUUCUGCGGCGGCAGGGAGCAGGAGGUGUCGGUCGAAAUUGGGGAGACGUAUUUAUGUCAACGAGCCGACAAGACGUGGCAUACAGCAGAGGUUAUUCAGUCCCGCCUGAAUGAACAGGAGGGCAGAGAGGAGUUCUAUGUUCACUAUGUAGGAUUCAACAGACGCCUAGAUGAGUGGGUGGGUAAGGCCCGCCUGGCACUCACCAAGACUGUGAAGGAUGCAGUGAGGAAGAGCACAGAGAUCGGAGGCGUCGGUGACUUGGGUGAACAGCCUGAAAGGAAGAUCACUCGCAACCAGAAGCGCAAGCAUGACGAGAUCAACCAUGUACAGAAGACAUAUGCAGAAAUGGAUCCGACAACAGCUGCCCUGGAAAAAGAGCAUGAGGCGAUCACCAAAGUAAAAUAUGUGGAUAAGAUUCAGAUAGGAAACUACGAGAUUGACGCCUGGUACUUCUCGCCGUUUCCUGAAGACUACGGAAAGCAGCCCAAGCUGUGGAUCUGCGAGUACUGUCUUAAAUACAUGAAGUAUGAAAAGACCUUCAGACAUCACCUGUCGAACUGUCAAUGGAAGCAGCCUCCUGGCAAAGAAAUCUACCGAAGAAGCAACAUAUCGGUGUAUGAAGUGGAUGGGCGCGACCACAAAAUCUACUGUCAAAAUCUUUGUCUACUAGCAAAACUGUUUCUCGACCACAAGACUCUUUAUUUCGACGUAGAGCCAUUUAUCUUCUAUAUCCUCACUGAAGUCAACAAACAGGGAGCGCACAUCGUCGGCUACUUCUCCAAAGAGAAAGAGUCUCCAGAUGGGAAUAAUGUGGCAUGUAUUCUCACGCUGCCACCUUACCAGCGCAGAGGCUACGGAAAGUUCCUCAUUGCUUUUAGCUAUGAGCUGUCUAAGCUGGAGAGUGCAGUCGGGUCUCCAGAGAAGCCUCUGUCUGAUCUGGGGAAGCUGAGCUACAGAAGUUACUGGUCCUGGGUCCUGCUGGAGAUCCUGAGAGACUUCAGAGGAACGCUGUCCAUCAAAGACCUCAGCCAGAUGACCAGCAUCACGCAGAGCGACAUCAUCAGCACACUGCAGUCGCUCAAUAUGGUGAAAUACUGGAAAGGUCAGCACGUUAUCUGUGUGACACCCAAACUAGUGGAGGAGCACCUGAAGAGCGCCCAGUACAAGAAACCUCCAAUCACAGUGGACACUAUGUGUUUGAAGUGGGCGCCCCCCAAAAAUAAACAAGCCAAGCUGUCCAAGAAGUGAUGGAUGGAGUCAGUGAUGCCACAUUUGUUCAGCAAAUCAAUCUGCCAAGUUCCCCCUUUUCUCCUCAAGUGGCAAAAUCUCUGCUGUUCUGAAAACUGUAUAUAGUCAUUAGUAACAUUUGUCAGUAUUUUCUUAAAAUAUGAAAACAAAAA
This is a messenger RNA of Plectropomus leopardus (leopard coralgrouper), 1679 nucleotides long. RefSeq names its product K(lysine) acetyltransferase 8 (gene kat8). NCBI's taxonomy places the organism in Eukaryota, Metazoa, Chordata, Actinopteri, Perciformes, Serranidae. Gene Ontology annotation, cellular component: NuA4 histone acetyltransferase complex; NSL complex; MSL complex. Gene Ontology annotation, molecular function: histone H4K16 acetyltransferase activity. Gene Ontology annotation, biological process: regulation of DNA-templated transcription. The record is from RefSeq and is a predicted model, not a curated record.